Molecule: messenger RNA, 569 nt
Organism: Hibiscus syriacus
Lineage: Eukaryota; Viridiplantae; Streptophyta; Magnoliopsida; Malvales; Malvaceae
Exons: 1
Coding region: 95-532 (145 amino acids)
Molecular function (GO): calcium ion binding
Source: RefSeq, a predicted model, not a curated record
CCCACCACAACAAUCUAAAGUAAAGUUGUAUCGUUUCUUAUCUACAUAAUACACACUUGCGAUUCUAACCAAAGAAAAUAAAAGUGGAAAAGAAAUGGGCGUGGUAAUCAUCGACGGAUCCACGGUGAGAGCGUUCGUGGCAGACGAGGAAGAGUUCAAGAAGAGCGUGGACGAGAGUUUCGCCUCUCUUGACCUCAACAACGACGGCGUACUCUCCAGAUCGGAGCUCCGCAAGGCCUUCGAGUCACUCCGCCUCCUCGAGUCCCACUUCGGCGUGGACGUCGUCACUCCUCCCGAACAGCUCACUCAGCUUUACAAUUCCAUCUUCGAGAGGUUCGAUUGCGACGGCAGCGGCACCGUUGACCCCCAGGAGUUCAGAUCUGAGAUGAAGAAGAUUUUGCUUGCUAUUGCUGAUGGGUUGGGCUCUUGCCCUAUCCAGAUGGUUCUUGAAGAUGAUGACAAUAGUUUUCUGAAGAAAGCUUCUGAUCUUGAAGCUGCUAAGCUUGAAUCCAGCCACACUAAAGCCACCUGAAUUAUGUGCCAGGUUUCUAUCCUUCAAUUUACGUUUA